This is a messenger RNA of Thamnophis elegans (Western terrestrial garter snake), 1194 nucleotides long. It is a transcript of the gene ANKRD65, whose product is annotated as ankyrin repeat domain 65. Lineage: Eukaryota; Metazoa; Chordata; Lepidosauria; Squamata; Natricidae. Bases 1 to 1194 code for a protein of 397 amino acids. Gene Ontology annotation, molecular function: protein binding. The transcript has 3 exons. The record is from RefSeq and is a predicted model, not a curated record.
AUGGUGUUGGCCGAAACCGCCGCCGAGGGAAUCCGAAAAGAGGAAGGCUGGGAACCUGUUGCAAAGGGUACCAAUAAUGGUUUGGUCCCAACAUCCAAGGCCCCGGGGUGGAUGGAGCUCCACCAGGCAGCCAGGAAUGGGGACGUGCGGCUGGUAAAACAGCUGUUGAAGCGAGGGGCAUCUAUGAACAGCAGAGACGAAAACGGCUGGGCUCUCCUGCAUGCCGCCUCUUUGCAUAGCUACCUCCCCUUGGUGAAGUUACUCCUCCAGCGUGGAGCAGCGGUCGACUCCGACAACAUGGCCGGUUACACACCUCUCCAUCACGCUGCCUGGGGAGGCCACACCCAAGUCGCCGAGCUCCUCUUGGCUCGGGGGGCUCCGGUGGCGGGCUUAACCCAGGGGGGCCUUACCCCGUUUCACUGUGCGGCCGCCAACGGCCACACCUUGGUGAUACAACUGCUGCUACGGCACGGGGCAGAUCCCGACGCUUGCGACUACGACCAGUGGAAUUCCUUGCACUGGGCCACAGCUGGCGGCCAGCUUCACAUCAUGAAUGGGUUGAUUUCCCAAGGGGUGAACCCCAAUUUCCAAGGCCAGGGUGGCAUCGCGCCAUUGCACAUAGCUGCCCAGAUUGGGAGAGUCGAUACGAUGCGUCUCUUGCUCGCCAAAGGGGCCAGCGUGGACCUCCAAGACGACGGCGGAAGGACGGCGCUGUCUCUCGCUUCUAAAAACAGCCAUCACGAGAUUGUGAAGCUGUUGCUCCAGAACCAAGCGGAUCAGAACCUAGCGGACUCCCAUGGCUGCACCCCGCUCCACAAAGCCGCAGCCACUGGGUGCCUUCUGUCUGUCCGCCUUUUGCUCCAUCAAAGUUCCCCGGUCAGCGUUACUCAAAGAGAUGACCUCCUGCUCACGCCACUUCACCGUGCGGUCCUCGGUGGUCACACCGAUGUAGUCCGUUGUCUCUUGGAUCACGGCGCGGACGUUAACGUGGCCGGGUGGCUGGGCAAAACCGCUUUGCAUUUGGCGGCGGAGAAAAAAUUAUUUCCCCUGAUGGAACUUUUGGUAGCAAAGGGCGCAGACCUUAGCCGGAAGACUUGGUGGAAGGAGACUGCUGAAGACUUGGCAUUGGUGAAGCCCGAACCCAGAACUUUCUCUAGCUGUGCUCCUCCUGGGUGUCACCAAACAUGUAGAUAG